GAGCUGGUGCUUCAUUAACUCAUUUUUACUGUGUGAGUAGGAAGGAGGCUUUUCUGAAGUCAUACCAGUCUUUCCAGUUUCUUAUCUACUAUGAAAGACAGAGAGCAGGUUGUUUCCAGUCCAAUUUUCGAAGCCGUUCACAAAGGGGGACUGCUGUGAGAGCUUUAUUAUCGGACGCAGGUUGUAUUUGGUCACUGCUUUUUUGGCGUUGGGACCUCGCAGACUCAGUCAGGACUCGCGGGACGCAUUUCUCAGGGCAGGAUGAGCAGUUUUCUGUACUUCAUCCUGCCAGCUCUGGGUGGGUACACUCUCACCUCGGUGUACCUGCUGAGGAAUCCACUCAUUCUCCACAGGAAGAAACGCACAGCCUUCCACUGCACACACAUCUCACACAGAGGAGGAAGUGGUGAGAGGAUAGAGAGUACGAUGGAGGCGUUCACACAUGCGGUGGAGCAGGGCACACAGAUGCUGGAGCUGGACUGUCACUUGACACACGACGGACACGUGGUGGUGUCACACGAUGAGAAUCUGCAGAGGCAGACGGGCCACGAUGUCACCAUCUCCUCACUCAACCUACAGGACUUGCCCCUGUAUAAGGAGAAACUGGAGGUGACAUUUUAUGCAGGUCGCUACAGCAGCGGUGCUGACAGGAAGUUCGCUCUGCUGGAGGACGUGUUCAGGAAGUUCCCCGAGAUGCCCGUCAGCAUCGAGAUCAAAGAGAACAACAGCCAGCUGAUAGAAAAGGUGUCAAACUUGGUGAAAACCUACAACAGGGAGGACAUCACGGUCUGGGCCUCUGUGAACUCCAGGAUCAUGAAGAGAUGCCGCACAGUGAACGACUCCAUGCCGUACAGCUUCACUGUGAACCGAGGUGUGCUGCUGCUGCUCCUCUACUACAGCGGCCUGCUGCCCUUUGUACCACUGGGUGAGAGUUUACUGCAGUUCUACCUGCCCAGCAUCAUCAACAGGACGUUCAUCCCUGAGGUGCGCAUCCUGAGGAACAGGCUGGUCAUCUGUUUGCUAGAAAAAGUUACAAUGAGGAAGAGUCUUUUUAACCACCUUGCAGCUCGUGGAAUUCAGGUGCAUUUAUUUGUGUGCAACAAAGAUGAAGACAUUAAGAGUGCAUUUGACGUGGGGGCCACAGGGGUGAUGACCGACUAUCCGACCGUUCUGUCAAGCUACCUACACAGAAACAGACGUCAGGAUUGACCCCCAAACACAUCCGUGCAUGAUAUGACGUGACAGGCUGCGAAAGAGGAGCGAGCACAACAAGUGUCGGACGCAUUUCUUCAACUGUGACAAGAUUAGUUAGAGUUGGUAGUCAGCAUAUUAGACACCAUGCAAGAAAAAAAAAAACCUUAAUCAUUCACCUAUUUAAUCUCAAUCCUUCAUCAGUGUUGAUUGAAUUAUCUGCACUUGGUUUGUUUUAUGGCCUCCAGCUACAGUUUGUAAGACACAGCCCAGGGUUUAAGACAUUUUUCUCAGCAAUAAAUAAAACAGUGCUGGAGGGAUUUUAUUCUGUCUGUAUAAAGGCAAAGUUGAUACAAAAUAUAACAGACAAUAACACGAGUCAUUUUAGCAGAAGCUGUUCUGCCUGUAACCAGUGUGUUUAUUGUUUAUUACAUUUAAGGUGGGAGCUCAAAUGUUAUACAGCCUUCUUCCAAGUUACGAGUUGUAUAAACAUACUGUUGCAAAUUAGGAUUAGUUCACUGCUUCCUAACUGGUCAGCAACAGAAAAGAUGAAGGAUCGUGAAAAUUUGGGCCGCAUUUUAAGGUAAAACAACUUAUUUCAUAACCCAUUAGCUACUGGUAGCAUUCAACUACUUCCUAGCCAACAAUACUAGUGUCACACAAUAUGCCAGGAAUGGCUCAGAUUCAUUCUAUAAUGUCAACACACAUCAUGGGCACAUUUAUUUAAACCUGGAAGUGAAACACAUGGGAUGUAAUGAAAUGGUUUUGUGGUUGAAAGCCACCAUUAGCUAAUGGGUUAUCAAAUAUGUUGUUACACCUUGAAAUAUGCCGCGAUGCCCCUUCAGAUUUUCCAUCAAGUUUUCAGUUGUUAAUCAGUUAACUAUGUUUAUAUACAACAUUUGAGCUUUCCACACUGAAUGUGACAUCAGAUUAAAAUGGCUGCCAUGUCAAUAUGGUCUUUAGGGUGAGGUUUAGAUUGAAUUACUCUGACAAAGUGGGGUAAUUGUGAAUCCCAAGAUAUGUGAUGUGACCCACGCAAAGAGGAAUAGGAGGUGUACGGGUGGAUUUAUAUUGUAACUGAUUUUGAUGAUUUUCCGGAGCCAAACUUCUCUAAUUUCCAUUAUCACACGGGUCCCUGUCACACCGAACAGUUUGAAUGUAUUACUGCAUGAGUGUUUAUAAAACUGACUUGAUCAGGAUGUAUUAUGGAUGGAAUCGCCUUUUGUAAUCUGUGAACUGGAGCCAGACUUGAUUUUUAAGUGUGUGCCGAGUGAAAUGAGAUGGUAGCUGGUAGAGUGAGGUGUUUGUUUGGUUUCAAAAGAAGAGGGAUUGCGCAGGUAUUUAUGUUUGUUGGUAGUUUUGCUUCAUUUCAGAUGUUAAUGUGGGUAAACAUGGCGCUAGGACGGUCUAGUGUUUGUGGCUGGAGUUACUAUUUAACCAGCGGGGCUUCGUCACCUGACAUCACAUUUCUCCCGAUAAGACAGUAAGCGUGACUUUGUUUUGACCGUGUCUGCUGUUAUUUUCUGACACUGCUUGGCUGCUUUGAUUAAGUGCUCGACUUGAGAAAUAAAUGAUCUGUGACAAUUCACAUGGGUUUAUGAUUUUAGAUCCUUUUUUGUGGUGUACACACAGAAAAAUACACCAAAUGACAACUAUAAACAGAUCUACAUCCAUAUAAGUCCCACAUCUAGGUAAGGUUGUGCAUCUGUGUGUAAAUACAGUAACUAAUCUACUACACAUGUAAGUAUUAACAGAGGAUUAACAUGGGCAGUAAGCCUCACCUGUGUCCUCGUUUUCCCAGGCUGUGGUCAAAGUCCGGCCACACUGCAGUGAAAAUAAUCAACCAGUAUGCUGCUGAAACAAAGCCUGUAUUUUUCUGACCUGCUUGGUUGUGCCUCGCCGUGUGACAAAUAAGUUAAUGGACUAUAAGUAGAUCAGUGCAGACUGAGGUCUGUAAUACAGUGGAUGCAAAGGGCAACGGUUUGAAUAAGUGACCCAGCAGAGAUUAAGCUCAUGUGAACUUCAAACCAGGCCUGCAGUGCCCAUCGAAGAAACAAAGGGAAUGUCAUCAGUGAUAUUUUUGGAGCUCCAGAGAGUUUUUUGGCAUUAGGUGGGGAUUAAAUUCACAUUACACAUGUUUGGACCAAAAACCUUAAAGCAUAAGUCCACCCAAAAGUGAAAAGCCAGUUGUUAUCUACUCACCCUCAGGCCAAUCGAAAGUUAAGGGAUGUUUCUAGUCCGCAAAAAACAUUUCUGGAGCUUCACAGCAAGACAGCAUUGCAGCAUUCUGGGAAACAAGUCAGGGAGAUG
This is a messenger RNA of Acanthopagrus latus (yellowfin seabream), 3501 nucleotides long. It is a transcript of the gene gdpd3a, whose product is annotated as glycerophosphodiester phosphodiesterase domain containing 3a. Gene Ontology annotation, cellular component: endoplasmic reticulum membrane. Gene Ontology annotation, molecular function: phosphatidylcholine lysophospholipase A1 activity; phosphoric diester hydrolase activity. The record is from RefSeq and is a predicted model, not a curated record. The transcript is spliced from 10 exons. NCBI's taxonomy places the organism in Eukaryota, Metazoa, Chordata, Actinopteri, Spariformes, Sparidae. Gene Ontology annotation, biological process: glycerophospholipid catabolic process. The coding region runs from base 262 to 1209 and encodes 315 amino acids.